Molecule: messenger RNA, 1620 nt
Organism: Williopsis jadinii
Lineage: Eukaryota; Fungi; Ascomycota; Saccharomycetes; Phaffomycetales; Wickerhamomycetaceae
Gene: ICL2
Product: methylisocitrate lyase ICL2
Exons: 1
Coding region: 1-1620 (539 amino acids)
Cellular component (GO): mitochondrial matrix
Molecular function (GO): isocitrate lyase activity; methylisocitrate lyase activity
Source: RefSeq, a predicted model, not a curated record
AUGUCAUUGUCGAGAUUCCCCUACCCAACUGCGAAGGAGGCCUUGCAGAACCACAAGCAGGUUGUGAGCUCGAUCGCGGAGUGGUUCAAAUCGCCACGUUUCAAAGGCAUCAAAAGAACGUACUCGCCGGAGGAUGUUGCGCAGUACCGUGGGUCUCUGCCGUUGACGGAGUACCCAUCAUCAGUGCAGGCCAAGCGACUGUUUGCUGUGUUUGAGGAGCGUUUCAAGAAUGGCCAGGCGGUGCGUGUGCUGGGAUCAACAGAUCCUGUCCAGAUGUCGCAGAACGCCCACUUCCAGGAGGUUGUGUACGUGAGUGGAUGGGCAUGCUCGUCGAUCCUGACCACGACCAACGAGGUUGGGCCUGAUUUCGGUGACUAUCCAUACGACACCGUGCCAAACCAGGUGGAGAGGCUGUUCAAGGCCCAGCAGUUGCACGACAAGAAGAGCUACUACACCUGGCUGCAGUCCAAGGACCCUGCAAACACCGAGCGUGUCGACUACAUGAGACCAAUCAUUGCAGAUGCGGACACUGGCCAUGGCGGUGUUGGCUCAGUGAUGAAGCUGGCCAAGCUGUUUGCAGAGAAGGGAGCCAGUGCGAUCCACAUCGAGGACCAACUUCACGGCGGUAAGAAGUGUGGCCAUCUGGCCGGCAAGGUGCUGGUUUCAACAGGGGAGCAGAUCCGCCGUCUGAUCGCCACAAGACUACAAUGGGAUAUCAUGGGGUCCGAGAACUUGGUCAUUGCCAGAAGCGACGCGGAGACGGGCAACUUGCUGAACUCGUCUGUUGAUCCGAGAGACCAUGAGUUCAUCCAGGGUGUGAUCACGCCUGUGAAGCCGUUGACGGAGGUUUUGAUCGAGGCCCAGGGCCAGGGGCUCACGGGCCCACAGUUGGAGAAAGUUGAGAGCGAGUGGCUCGCAGCCAACCCGCUGUACACUUUCAACCAGGCUGUUGAGUUGAAGUUGAAGGAGCUGGGUAAGCCUGAGCUGUUUGACUACUACUUGGAACAGGCUCAAGGCAAGUCGAACGCGGAGUGCCGUGAGUUGUUUGCCGAGGUUUCUGGCGGCGAGCCAAUCUACUUCAACUGGGAUGCGCCACGUACUCAGGAAGGCUACCACUUGGUGGACGCGUCAAUCGACACUGCCGUCAAGAGGGUGCUGAACUACGCUCCGUAUGCCGACCUGCUGUGGUUGGAGACAAAGACUCCAAACCUGGAGUACGCGCAGUCCUUUGCUAAGCGCAUCCAUGACGUUUACCCAGAUAAGAAGCUCGUGUACAACCUGUCGCCAUCGUUCAACUGGAGUGCCCAUGGCUUCAACGACCACGACCUGGCGGAGUUCAUCAACGAGCUCGGCAAGAGUGGGUUCGUCUUGCAGUUGGUGUCAUUGGCUGGAUUGCACUCCAAUGCCUUGAGCUCAUUCGAGCUGGCACAGGGGUUCAGCGAGAAAGGUAUGAAGGCUUACGUGGACAUUGUCCAGAGCAGAGAAAAGGCUCUUGGCUGUGACGUUUUGACCCACCAGAAGUGGUCCGGUGCUGAGAUGGUGGACUCCAUCGUUAGAACAGUCAACGGAAGCUCCAUGGGCAGUGCUACUGGUGGCGAUUCCACAGAGCAUUCGUUCUGA